GUUUGAGAUGCCUAGACCGUCGAGGGAAUCCUACGGCGACCAGAAGCCGCCGUAUUCGUACAUAUCGUUGACGGCGAUGGCCAUUUGGAACUCGCCCGAAAAGAUGCUGCCUUUAUCGGAAAUCUACAAGUUCAUCACUGAUAGGUUUCCUUACUACCGGAAGAACACCCAGAGGUGGCAGAACUCAUUGCGACACAACCUCUCGUUCAACGACUGCUUCAUCAAGAUACCCAGGCAGCCUGACCGCCCGGGAAAAGGCGCCUACUGGGCGCUACACCCAGCCGCCUUUGAUAUGUUCGUGAACGGGUCUCUUCUGCGCCGCAGAAAGCGCUUCAAACUCCUCAAAUCCGACAAGGAGAUCCUGGAGAACGAACUCGCCGCGUUGACCAACAUAAACCGCAUUUUUUUCCAACCACCACCAGAUGCCGUACCGAGCAACCCAAACCUCACCCCGGUGGAACCAAUGGAGGUCAAAACGACCACAGAAACCACCUGCAUACGGCCAAAACGCGCCUUCACCAUAGAAAGCCUGAUUUCGGACGACAAACCCUCCAACAACAACCUGACCAUCACGCCGGUGCAACCCAGUGCGACGCAUCUGAUCCCGCACGUGCAUCCCGCCUGGCUGCUCAACUCGGGUUGCUACGAUUUGGCGGCGUUUGCGAAUCCCGCCGCCUUGAUUCAGUCGUCGCAGAUGUACCACGAGAGUUAUGGUCUGGCCGCCAGUGAGGAUUUGUUUCGGGUCUCCCAUCAAUUAUAGCUUUAAGUUCUGG
Brassicogethes aeneus is the source of this 773-nucleotide messenger RNA. NCBI's taxonomy places the organism in Eukaryota, Metazoa, Arthropoda, Insecta, Coleoptera, Nitidulidae. The record is from the annotation of a GenBank genome assembly.